Messenger RNA from Symbiodinium necroappetens, 1194 nucleotides. The record is from the annotation of a GenBank genome assembly. Lineage: Eukaryota; Dinophyceae; Suessiales; Symbiodiniaceae.
AUGCAGUUGGCAGCGCAGGCCAUACAUCCUGCAGCCCCUGCGGCAGUGCCGGGGGCACUGCCACGACCUCGGCCCUUGGCAGAGGGCAAGCCCCACCAGUUCUGCGCUCCAGCUGCCUCUGUCGCGGUCCUGGCUGCGGCCACAAGCCGCGCAGCACGGACGUCGCGCCCCGCACGUGGCGGGGAGGAGUCUGGCCGCAGUUUCGCCGAAAUGGUGCAUUGGUUGAAGGAGAAUGGUGCCCAGGGCCUGGAAAACAUCGCGCUUGGAAACAGCCCCAUGGAAGGAGCCGGGCAUGGCGUGUUCACGGCAGCAGGAGCAGAGCCUGGCAGUAGAAUCCUGUCCAUCCCCCGAGCUUGCUGCAUCGUUGCCGAGGACAGGAUGGCUUUGGCUGCAGCUUUGUUGGCGGAGAGAAAGCGCUGCCCGUCCUCUCCCUUUGCACCGCUCCUUGCCACCCUGCCGUCGGCAAGGGAUCUGGCUGCCCACCCGAUAUUUUGGCCUCCCGGCCUCUCCUUGCGCAAGAUCUUGGCCUCAUGCCCUCACUCCUGCCGGAUGGUCUACCACAUGCAGCUGCGUGCGAGCCUGGAAGCAGCAGAGUUGGUUGAGCAUGGUGCGGCCACGUCUCGCGAGGAGGCUCUUUGGGCACUGGCCCUCGUUGAGUCCCGCGCUGUGACUUUAACCGACGAGGGCCCAGAAUCUCCUCCUUGGCGGCUGGGCCUUUGCCCCAUCAUUGACUUCCUGAACCACCAGGAGCCCAGCGAGGGCGCUGCCCCCCGCUGUAAGCUGGUGGACGACGUGGCUUCAGGCCAUGUCCAGGUGGCUGCAGCGCGACCGCUGGAGGCCGGGGACGAGCUGCUCUUCAUUUACGAGGAGUGCUCCAGCGCACAGCUAUUCGCUCGGUAUGGCUUCGUCCAGUUUCCGCCUGCCAUCCCACACCCGAACGAGAGAUGUCUGCUGAACGUGCCCAUCGCGGACCCAAGCCUUCCUGGUGGACCGGAGGCCGCUGCAGCCCGGGUGGCUUUCGCAAGGCAAAGCGGCUGGAGGAGNNAGGAGUGCCUGGAGGCCGCUUCUACUUCGAAUGCCGUACAAUGCGGAAGAAGGCGGCUCCCUGAUGCCCCUUGCGCGCCUCGCCCUGCUUCCCUCCGCAGAUGCUGUCUGGAGUCAGGGGGCUUCCUGCUGGAAUGGCCGACUGCCUGA